AUGUCGUCCCCGGCGCCCGCGGAGGCCCCCUCGCCCGCGGCGCAGCUGUCGCGCGCCCUCGCAGCACUGGCAUGCGUUCCCGCGCACCCGCUGACGGGCAAGCUGCACUGCCCGGACUGCCGCCGCGCGUUCCCGCACCGCGAGGCCCUCGCGCAGCACGCCCUCGCGCGCCACCCCGAGCGCGCCGGCCUCCCACCGCGACCCCCCCCCGCCAUCCCCCGGGCCACCCCCCCGGCAGCCCCCCGGCGCCACGUGACGGCCGAGGACCUCGCCCCCGGCGCCGAGCCGCGCCCGAUCCUCGCCGGCCGCCGCGAGGAGCGCUCGGCCAGCGAGCGCAAGCCGACAGCCGUUCGUGGCACCGUCGACGUGGACGGCGCGCUGGUCGUGCGCGCGAAGAAGGCCUCUGCGCUCAAGCGGGAGAUACAGGGGGCGCGGGACGCCGCGAGGGAGCACGCGGCCGGUGAGCGCGUGGCGGCCGCGCGCGGGGACGUGGCGGCCCUGUGCGCGCUGCACGCGGCGUGUGCAGGCGCGGCGGGCGGGCGGCGCGGAGGGGCGGGGCGGGCGCUGCUCGACGCCGCGGCGGCCCGUGCGGCCGCGCUGCUGCGGAAGUGCCGACGCGCUCGCGCGCCUCGACGGCGGCAGACGACGCGGCAGGGGGGCGUGUCGCACACCGCCGGGGAUGUCGACCUGGCGUGCGCGCGCUGCCCGUUCGUCGCGGCGGGCGUCGCGGCCUUCGCGGACCACCUCGCGCACGCGCACCUCGCCAGCAAGGCCGCGGACGUGCUCGGGCCGCUGCUGCCCGCCCUGCUGCGCGCGGACGCGUCGUUGCACGCCACCGACAUGCUGCGGCGGCAAGUCGGGGCCGCUGGUUCACGCGACGACGACGAGCACGCGCAGGGCGACGCUGCGGGCGACGGUGCGGGCCGCGCGGCGGCCGUCGCUGCGGUCUCGGCGCUGCUGGAGCGGCUGCGUGGGUUUCAGGAGAGGGCGGCGGCGCGCAACGCUGUGUCGGCGCGGCAGCGCCCGCGGCUGGCGACGGGUCUGCGCGCGGUGGCGUCGGCGCUGGAGACGCGGAGCGUCGCCGCGGUCGUCGGCGCGGCGGACGUGGAGGUGGCGCGGGGCGAGGGCGGCGGCGGCGGGCGCCUCGAGGCGACGGUGGCGGGCAUCGUGGCGGCGUGCGCGGCGCGGAAGGUGCCGCUGCUGUCCGGGCCGACGCGGGCGGAGCUCGGGCGCGCGCUGACGAAGGGCGGCGCGCAGGUGGCGGCGGUGGCGGUGCUGGACGCCUCCGCGGUGGAGGACCUGCUGGCCGAGGCGAGGCGGGCGUGCGCGGGGCGCGAGGGCGUGUGGAGGUGA
Messenger RNA from Pedinophyceae sp. YPF-701, 1353 nucleotides. NCBI's taxonomy places the organism in Eukaryota, Viridiplantae, Chlorophyta, Pedinophyceae. The record is from the annotation of a GenBank genome assembly.